UUGGCUACGUACGGUGCGAAAGAAAUUCGACAUACAUACAAAAGAGGCUUUUCAAGCCCGCAGGUUGCGGAAGAUCCGACUUACGGAAACCGACUUUACGGAAAUGCUCCCAUAAAUCAUGUAAAAAUUUGCAGAAAUGUUUCCGUUAGUUACGUAGGCGGAAAUAGUGCAGUGCCUUGAGGUUGCGGAUGAAUACCACGGAGGGAGGCAUAGGGCGGGCAGCCGCCUUACGCCUCGCUCCACCAAAACGCCGCCUUCACCAAGUCCGAGCUUGACCAGGAUUAAGGUAAAUGUAAUUUUUUGUAGCGUUAUGUAAUUCUUUCCUUUUGUAGCAUUACGUAAUUGUUUGUUUUCUAUGCUUGGAACUAUCUUUUUUUCCCCCAUGUUUCUAUUGCUAGCUUUCUUCAUUUUAAGUUUAUUUCACGAGUUAUUUACUGUAUGUACUUUAUUUUACACAAUGACACUUGGAUUGCUUGCCGAUUCAGCCAACAGCGAUCGGAGAAGUCUAGGCCUAGCCUAAUGCACGGUAAACGAACAUUCGGCAGUGACAACUUUCUGUUAACAUUAAUAAAUAAAUAAUGCUCCGUGGUAUUCGUAAACAAUUGGAUACGGCAUAUGUUCCAUUCGUUUAACUAUGGGUAGUGUUAAGGUUGAUAUUCGACGACAGCGCGAUACGACACUGAGAGAAAACGAACCUAGUAAUCGGGCAGGGGAGGGGCACGACUAUUUCCGGCUAUGGGAUUUUAUCGUUGAUUUUGGAGUUUUAAAAAAAAUCAGUUCCCGACAUACGGAAAAUGCGGGUUACGGAUCGUGCUCGGGAAUACGGAACCCGGGGACUGCCUGUAAUGGUGUUUCGUGUUGUAUCGUUAAAUUAAUUACUCGUCACAAUUACGUGGUAAUAAUCAAAACCAACUUUAAAGCAUCCCCCUGUUAAGACGAGCCAGAAUAUGAAUGCAACAGAAUUCCACGGACGUCCUAGAUGGCCGUGACUCCGAGAUACGCAGGGCCAGACUCAGUGGUCGCUUUGUGCGUACGUGUGUAUGUUGAACUUCUUUCGCACCGUACGUAGUCGGAGAUGCGGAGGAAAGACAACAAGCUAUGCAGAAAAACACAAACACCAGCUUUAUGUGUUGACCAUAUAAAUUAGGUUGUGAAAUUGCAGCGUCACGCGACCAGAUAUUUUAAUCGUGAUAAAACAGCUUCCGUAACUUGUUUUGGUACUUGGUAAUGGAAUGUAUUGGUUAAGAAGCUCCAUUUCAUUACAUCGGCAGGACAAAGGCGCAGCCCAGCAAAUGCUCGCUUGUGCCACCGCUGGCAGAAGGGCCUCCACUGGAGACAGCCCCUCUAGACGGUAUUUUGAGCCUCCUCUUCCACGCUGGUCGGGCAUCUUGGGAGAGGUAAGGACACAAGACCCCCAUCUCAGAAGGCGCUGUCUGCCUCAGCUGGAGUAACGCACGGAAUCGCGCAAGGCACAGAAGGGUCGCGCCCAUUCUGCCUGUCACGAUGGCAGAGGAGUCUGGCAUCGACCGCACUGCCGCGGCCAGAACGGCAGAUUGCCGCAGGCUCAGCGGCCACGUGGGGAUACGCAGCAUGGUUGACCUUCCCCUGGCCACGCGGCCCGUGAGCGGGACGAGGAGGCAGGACGGUGGGCCACCCGGGGACGACGCCGGCUUGGCGUGCUGGCGCGGUCAGAACAGAAGGGCCCCCUACGGGAGAGGCGCCUGCAAACCGAGAGGCGGCGGCGGCCGGGGCAGGGGCAGAGGGUGCCGUGAAGCCGCCGAGGUCCGGGAGGGCCGGCCGCAACGUCCGGAGGGCCGAGCUGAGCUGGAUCUUGUUAGGGGGCGGGCCGGCAGCCAGCCUAGGCGCGGAGGGUCGCACGUCCAGCGCGGAGAAAGCAACGGUAGGGGUCGGCGGAACAGCUCGUCCGUGCCGCGAGAGCUGCGGGCCGAGCUGGAGGAGGAGCGUCCCAUAGGCUUCAAGGCCCUGGAAGCCUUUCUGGAGGCAGAGCCUGGGGAGAUUGCACUGCGCCUGAGCACGCCACGCUCAGGCCUGAGGCCGCUGCUCAAGUUGGAGGUCAUCCGGAAGGAUUUGCUGGAGCUGCUUAUCAGGGUCGUCGGCAGGGCCAGCACGUCCAAAACCAACCGACAGAGCCACUUUUGCCUCGUGGGACUCGUGAAGGACUCCAAGUUCUUGAAGCUCGUGCUGCCCAUUUUCAUCACCUCCAUGCAGGAAGAGAGCUCACCUGCGCGCACCGCCCUCUACCCGGUGCUGGUCUCCUCCAUGCUGGACAUAGCCAGCGCGCUGCUCGCCGUCUUCCCCAGCAGCUCCAUCGCUGAGGCGUCGUUGCUGCUCACGGUGCUCAACGCCACCGUGACUGCGCUGUGCCAUGGCGGCGAUCGCUCCCUGGAGGAUGCCGAGGGGCGGCUGCGGGACCUGCAGCGGCAGGUGCAGGAGCGGCGGGAGCGGCGACGCGAUGGCUUGGCCAAAGCGCAUGGCCCGAACUCGCAUCCGCCCGAGAACUUCCGUGAGCUGCCACUCUACCCGUCGUAUGCCGACAUCCGCCCCGACCGCAAGCCCUUCGUGCGGCCCAACAUCGUGUGCGGACGCUACCCGGACGCGGCCACCUACCUGGAUGUGCAGUUCCGGCUGUUGCGUGAGGACUUCAUGAGGCCGCUGCGUGAGGGCAUCGCGGAGGUGCUGGGCGCGACGGCCAUGGGCGGUGCGCAUGCCCUCCACGCCCGCUUCAACGACGUGCGCGUGUACCCGGGCGCGAGCGUGGUGGCGCCCAUCUGCACGCCGCAGGGCCUGGUACACAGUGUGCGUUUUGACGUGGCGGCGCUGCGCAACGUGCGCUGGGAGAACUCCAAGCGGCUACUGUUCGGCUCGCUUGUGUGCCUGUCGAGCGACGACUUCGCCACCAUGCUCUUUGCCACGGUGGCCGAGCGCUCCACUGAGGACCUGCGCAGGGGCUUCAUCUGCGUGGCGUUCGCGCCCGAGAGCAGGGGGUUGCUGCGCGCCAUUGGGCCACGCGAGUGCUUCCUCAUGGCCGAGAGCACGUCGUACUUCGAGGCGUUCCGCUACGUCCUGGAGGGCCUCAAGGAGGUGGACGAGAAUGAGCUGCCCUUCGGCCGCUACCUGGUGGACUGCGAGAAGGUGGUGGAGCCGCCCCGGUAUCUUAGGGAUCCGCAGCUGGCGAAGAGCCCCAGCUACGACUUCUCGUGCCUGCUGCUGGAUCGCCACGCGACAGCCAAGGCGCAGGUCAUGGCCCCCGCUCUGCGGCCCAAGCGCUGGCCCGCCAAGGAGGAAAUGGGGCUCGAUGAGUCUCAGAUGAAGGCCCUGGUGGUCGCCGUUACCCAGGAGCUCUCCAUCAUCCAGGGACCGCCCGGCACUGGAAAGACCUACGUGGGCCUCAAGAUUUCCGAGCUGCUGCUGAACAACACGGCUGCGUGGAACCAAGUUGACCCGGGUCCCAUCUUGGUCGUCUGCUACACCAACCAUGCCCUGGACCAGUUCCUCGAAGGAAUCACAAAGAUGGUCUCCACGGACAACGUGGUGCGAGUGGGCGGCCGCUGCUCACGAGAUUCCCUGGAGAGCUGCACGCUGAGGAAGCUGCGCAUGAAGCACCGCGACAACAAUCCGGCGUACCUCCGCAGACUCUUCUACGAGGUGAAGACCGAGAUGACCCAAUGCCAGGAGAUACUGGAGCAGAAGACGGCGCAGCUGAUGGCCGCUCACUUGGGCAUCCUCAGAGACUCGGCGCUGAUGAGCCAUGUCGACAGAGAGCACUGGGAGCAGCUGGAGCAGGUCGUGAAGCAGUCCAUGAAGCAGAUGGUGAUGGGAAGCAAGCGCGUGUCAUUCAUCAUGGAGUGGCUCGGCCUCGGAUUCUCAGAGAUCGGAGCUCAGCAACUCCCAGGCGUGCACGGAGCAGGGGCACAGCCAGGACAAGAUGAGGAGGAGCUGGAGGAGGAGCUGGAGCUGGAGGAAGAGCUGGUGGGGAACCUGAUAGAGGAGGACCGCGCACAGCAAGAUAAAAUUGCGGAGCGGCGCCGCGCGAUGAACGAGCUCCACCGAGAGUUCGUCGCCUUCAGCGUCGAGGACCGUGGGGCUGGAGAGGAUGGGGAGGAGGAGGAGGGGGGCAGGUGGCAGAGCACCAUGAGCAAGCGGAACAUGAAGAGGAUGGUGACGAGCGAGCUGAAAAAGUCGGCCUUCACGUCUGACGACGAGGAGAGACAAGUCCAGAACGUCUGGCACCUGACCAUGGCAGAGCGGUGGCGUUUGUACCGGCUGUGGGUGACCAGGUACCAGACGAGCAUCCGGGACAUGAUCGCGGCCGAGGAGGACCGGUUCCAGAGGCUGGCGGACCAACUGUCAGAGGUGCGGGACGAAGAGGACUACGGCAUCCUGAAGGAGGCCACUGUCAUCGGCAUGACCACGACAGGGGCCGCCAAGUUCCGGGGAAUCCUGCAGAAGGUGCGGCCCAAGAUCGUCAUCGUGGAGGAAGCGGCCGAAGUCCUGGAAGCUCACAUCAUCACCACGCUGAGUAGCGCCUGCAAGCACCUCAUCCUCAUUGGGGAUCAUCAGCAGCUGCGGCCGAGCGCCAGCGUGUACGAGCUUGCCAAGCACUACAACCUGGAGGUGUCGCUCUUCGAGCGCCUCGUCAAGAACGGCGUCCCCUUCGCCCGGCUUGGCAUCCAGCACCGCAUGCGGCCGGAGAUCGCGAAGCUGCUGGUGCCACACAUUUACGACCGUCUGGAGAACCACCCGUCCGUGCUGGAGUACGAGAACGUGAAGGGCGUCGCCACGAACCUGUACUUCGUGCAGCACUCUCACGCGGAGGUGGAGGUGAAGGACAGCAAGAGCCGGCAGAACCUGCACGAGGCGGACUUCGUGGUCGCGCUCUGCAAGCACCUGCUGCUGCAGGGCUACGCGCCGGAGCGCAUCACCGUGCUCACCACCUACACGGGCCAGCUGCUGGCGCUGCGCAAGCGCAUGCCGCGCGAUCGCUACGGCGGCGUGCACGUGUGCGUCGUGGACAAGUACCAGGGCGAGGAGAACGACCUGGUGCUGUUGUCCCUCGUUCGCAGCAACGCCAAGGGCCAGACGGGCUUCCUAAACAUUGACAACCGCGUGUGCGUGGCGCUGUCGCGCGCGCGCAUCGGCUUCUUCAUCGUGGGCAACGCAAAGAUGCUGUCGGCGGUGCCCCUGUGGAAACGCGUGAUCGGCGAGCUGCGCGCCGGCGGGCGCAUCGGCCCCGCGCUCACGCUGCGGUGCCAAAACCACCCGGAGCGCGAGACGGCGGUGGUGACCGCCAAGGACUUUGCACGGUCAUCCGAGGGUGGAUGCGAGCUGCUGUGCGAGUUCCGGCUGGACUGCGGGCACGUGUGCACACGCAGCUGCCACACGGAGGACACCGACCACAAGAAGUUCAAGUGCCAGAAGCCGUGCAGCCGCACGAUCUGCGAGCUCGGGCACCGGUGCCGCCGGGUUUGCAACAAACAGUGCGGGAAGUGCACCGAGCCCGUGGCCAAGACGAUGGCGGCGUGCGGGCACAAGCAGAUGGUGCCGUGUCACGUGGACACAGCGGACUUCUCCUGCCUGGUGCCGUGCCCGAAGCCGCAGGCGUGCGGCCACGCAUGCCCCCUUCCCUGCGGCAAGGAUUGCCCGGCCUCGUGCCUGGUGCUGGUGAGAGAGACGCAGGCGUGCGGGCACGAGUGCGAGGUGCCGUGCAGCCGCAGGCACGAGCCCGAGCCGUGCCACGCGCGCUGCCAGACGGCGCUGGCGUGCGGCCACGCGUGCCUCGGGAACUGCCGGUGGUGCAAGAACGGGCGGUGCCACGCGGCGUGCGGGGAAGCGUGCGAGCGCUCGCUGCCCUGCUCGCACCGGUGCACCGAGCCCUGCGCGGCGCGCGGCUGCCCCCCGUGCGCGCUGCGCUGCCGUAACCGUUGCGUGCACAGCGCGUGCGCGCGGCCGUGUGGCCAGCCGUGCAUGCCGUGCCACGAGCCGUGCGAGUGGCGCUGCGAGCACCACAUUUGCCGGCGGCUGUGCCACGAGGAGUGCGACCGCCCGCGCUGCGACGAGCCUUGCCGCCGCCGCCUGCCGUGCGACCACGCGUGCGUGGGCUACUGCGGGGAGCCGUGCCCCUCCAAGUGCCGCAUUUGCCACGCCGCCGAGGUCACCGAGAUCUUCUUCGGGAACGAGGACGAGCCGUCGGCGCGCUUCGUCGAGCUGGAGGACUGCAAGCACCUCGUCGAGGGCACGGGACUCGACCGGUGGAUGGAGACGAGCGACGACGGCGGCGGUGGCGGCGGCGGGGGCGCGGGCGACGGCGGAGAGACGGCCGCUAUCGUGAAGCUCAAGGAGUGCCCCAAGUGCAAGACGCCGAUCCGGCGGAACCUGCGCUACGGCAACAUCAUCAAGCGCACGCUCGGGGACAUCGAGGCCGUGAAGCGCAAGCUGUGGGGUAGCGACGAGGAGAUCGCGCAGGCGAAGAACCGCGUGCGGGAGAUCCUCGCGAAGGUGAACCCCAAACCGCUGCCCGCGUCGCCGCUGCACGCGAUGCUCAACCUCCGCCACCUGCUCCUUGGGGACAGGACGACGGAAUCCGAGUGGAAAAUCCCGACGGAUUAUCUGAGUGCGCUGCUGGCGGAAGAGCUGAACCUCCUGCAGAUAAACGCUGUGGAGAACAAAGCCAUGCUACUGGCGGACAUCGCCAAGCUGAGGCCAGAGCUGUCGAACAUCGGCACGGAGAGGAAGGAGGUGGUCAAGGAGGCCCUCGACGAGCUGGUGGAGUGGAUGUGCGAGCAGCAAACGGCCGGGCUGACGGAGCAGCAGCUGCAGGACCUGCGGACGGAGACGCUGCGUUUGAGCUUCCUCAUCAAGGUGCAGGCGGGCAUGAGUGUUGCCAGUAACGUGGCCAAGGUGUCCGACACAGCGACUGCGAUCAGCGAAGAGAUCAUGAAAACUCUCACAAACAAGCGCAGGUUCGGGCCCGAGCAGGAGAAGAAGGUGCGCCGGCUCGCCAAGAGCCUCAAGGAGGAGCUACCCAAGAGCGGCCUCGGCAUCUCGGACUCGGAGCGCGCGUCCAUCGUGAAGGCCAUCGGCCUGAAGCCAGGCCACUGGUACAAGUGCCCGCGCGGCCACGUGUACGCUAUCGGCGAGUGCGGCGGCGCCAUGCAGAAAGGAACGUGCCCCGAGUGCGGCGAGCAAAUUGGCGGGGAGCACCACCGCCUGCAGGCCGACAACGCAGUCGCCACGGAGAUGGAUGGCGCGCAGCACGCCGCCUGGUCAGACACCGCCAACAACAUGUUCAACUACGACGAGCUGCGCGAUUUGCUGUGACGCGUCACGGGCCCAGGAGCUGCGGUGUGGAGCCGGCGUACGGGAGGUGGGGGGUCGGGUAAACUCGCCGAUACGUGUUCGUUGUGGUCGUACCGCGUACAGCAAGGCCGUAAUUAUAAUAUAUUUUGGUGGGAACACAUCCCCUCCAAUAUUCAAAUAUGCUACAAAUAUCCCCCCCAAUAUAUUGAAGCCGUUGCUCGACUGCUGUGGGUAGGUACAAUCAAUGUCAAACACUGUACUGUCUCUCCAUUUCAUUACUUUAAAAUGUAUUAAAAAGUGUAAAACUAGAAUGUAAUUUGAGUGUUACGUAGGGUACAUCACUGUCGAGUGGAAACAAACGUUUUUUGGUGAAAACGGGCCAAUUUGCGAUUGCUAAUCAAUCAACCAUCACUAACGUUAGCUAACAUAGCUAAGUAAAUUACUUGGAAAGUUAAUUAGCCACACAUUCACCAACAAUGGCGCUCACGGGCGUAUUCUAUUAAUGUGAAUGUCUUUAUUGUGUUAUAUUUGUCAGAAAGCCCACGUGAAGUUUCAGUACAGUGUCAAUCAUGUAUGUUGCGCUGCACGUGUCAUAUUUGUCGACAGUAGUAGCUUUCAUUUAUUGCAUAUUCGUAUAGUAUAGUGUAUAGCUGUACUUGCUUAUGUGUUUCUUUGAUUAUGUGUUUCUUUGAUUAUGUGUUUCUUUGAUUAAAGUGCAAGCAGUUUUAUUACAUUUA
Molecule: messenger RNA, 8054 nt
Organism: Petromyzon marinus (sea lamprey)
Lineage: Eukaryota; Metazoa; Chordata; Hyperoartia; Petromyzontiformes; Petromyzontidae
Product: NFX1-type zinc finger-containing protein 1-like
Biological process (GO): regulatory ncRNA-mediated heterochromatin formation
Cellular component (GO): nuclear RNA-directed RNA polymerase complex; nucleus
Molecular function (GO): zinc ion binding; helicase activity
Source: RefSeq, a predicted model, not a curated record